AUGGUCGCAGAUGAAAAAACUGGGCUUGAACGAGUUCGGAUCAACGACAUCUUCAUGGACUUGCUUUGCCGAAGAAACCAUCAUAUUCUUGUUCUGCAAAUGAGAAAAGGCGGAUUCCAACCUCCGGUCGAUCGUGCAGAUACAGCGGAAGUUCUUACCGACUGCGAUACACCCGCUUGCAAGAUAUGGAACAGUGAAAAUGGAUGCAUUUUGUACGAGCUCUUACUGAAGAUUGAAAGGAUUCGGCCACCGAAUAAGGCAGGUCAGCAGGAAUGUAAUGGUUUCUUCGGCAAGGCAACUCUAUGGAGAUGUCGUCGACCCGAACUCGCUCAAGCCCAGUUUUCUCAUCUGCGACCAUUCGUGCAUGAGGGCGGUAUUCGUGAGGACCGUGUCCCAUCACCUCGCUUGACCCUGGCAAAGACUGUUGCGCAGGUUGAGAAUGAAGUGGAUAAUAUUAGUUGUAUUGAAGAUAAACUCAACCCCAGAGAGUGCAUGUUUUGUUAG
Necator americanus (New World hookworm) is the source of this 504-nucleotide messenger RNA. RefSeq lists its product as uncharacterized. Lineage: Eukaryota; Metazoa; Nematoda; Chromadorea; Rhabditida; Ancylostomatidae. The transcript is spliced from 4 exons. The coding region runs from base 1 to 504 and encodes 167 amino acids. The record is from RefSeq and is a predicted model, not a curated record.